UUUUUUUUUCUGAUAAAAUAAAACAUUUAUAUUGUACUCCGCAAUGGAGUAGCAUAGAAGUCAGUCAUUUAAUGAGGAAAAGAGCACUUUUAAGGACUUUGAAUUAAUUAUCUAGGGUAGGAUGGUCCAGCGUCGACCGAUUGUGUUUUGAACUACAUGUAUGUGAAUUUAAAGCAAAUAUCCAUUGCUAGAGUUGAAAUUAUUUCCUAAUUGCUCUCAUUUUGUGUUUAAUGAAUAAAAAUUAGGAAUAUAGGGACAUUGUAAAAAAAGGGUUACUUUGACCUUUUAUGGGGGUCAUUGGACCACAUACCUAUCAUCCACCUUGGUUUGUCGGUAUAUUUAGUUUUCUCGUCCUUGUAUGAAAAUUUCCGGAUUUUCUAAAGUUCUAAAUGUAUUUUUUUUUUAUUUAUAAAUUUUUAAUUUCACAAAUAUUGACAUAAGACACAAGAACAUUUGUCAUUUUUUUUUUCUAACCACUUUCACACUCACACUCAUACUUUUGUUGGCAAGUGCUUGCAUUUUUAAUAUAAUUGUAAAAGAAAAUGAUAACAAUACAGAGCUCUGAAUGUAUUUAAUUGCAAUGCUAUACAUACGUAUAUUGUUCACCAGUGUUUUAUGUUUUAAUUAUAUAAAAAUAAAAAAACUGUACAAGUCUACCCAAAGAGAGGAGUCGCGAUUUGUUUUCAGAAAGACAAUUAAUCUAAAUAGACAGAGACAAUCGCGUACAGCACGCAGCACUAGUGGUACUUAUCUGUUGAAUGGAUAUUGCGCUAAAUAUUAAAGGGGGAAUUAUGAAAAUAUGCAUUGUAAGUUAUGAAAUAUUAAAGAAUAUAUCGUUUAUAUAUUAAUUAUUCAACCAAAGUAUGAUAUAUUUUGACCAAAACUUGGAACUAUCCGAAACAGAUGCGGGAGGAUUUUAUCGAUGGUGAUAACCUAUUCCCCCCCGUACAUCGAUGACUUGGACGAGUCCAAUGUUACAUACGGUAACUACCGCGCCUUUUAAUUGAUCAGACGGGCAAUUUAUGGCAUAUAUGUACAUUUUUUAUCAUAACAAUUAUCUGUAUAAGAAAUUAUUUAUAUAAAAAAGUAGCCGUGCCUUUUUGAAUUUUUUUUUACUUGCAUUUGCACGUCUCUUCAAUGAAAUAGAACUUCAGAACUCAAAAUUAAAAGUCACCGUCGAUACAAUAAAACUUUGCAGAACACAUGACUGAUAUAUAUAGAUAUAAUAUAAACAAAUAAGAUACUAAUGUACUUAUAAAUGGCACAGUUACAUCAAAGUUACAGAUUUCCUUAUACCCCUAACGUGCACACAGUGAUUCUACUUCAUUGCAGUAACAAACGGGAAGGCUCUCUCUCUCUCUCUCUCUCUCUCUCGUAGUAUCCAUUUACUAUAUAACCUUCUGCAUUCUGCAUAUUCAAAAAUCCAAAUCCAAAAAGCUUGUCAUUAAAACUUUCUAAAUGGCGUAUUAUCGGUACCCACUAAAAUCUACUUCAUAUUCAAUAAAAAAAAAUCCAAAUCCAAAAAUCUUACCAUUAAAACUUUCUAAAAGGUUUAUUAUCGGUUUCUUUCAGUUUGAAAUCAGAAAAGCAAUGGUCCCCCGGAUUCAUGAUUAUCAAUUAAAUAGGAUGGAGUUCCGGAAAACUGACACCUGGGUGAUGUCGGUGUGUAUGUUUUGAUAUAUUAUACAUAUAUUAUGCAGUCAGACCUAGUACAAUGUUGUUGAAGCAAUGUACCCCGUGGUGGCGUUUGUGGGAUUUCGUUUUACAAGAUGUGCCCUGCAGCACAGCCUGAUGGGAUUGUCAGAGAUGUAAUUCUUAUCUUAACCAGGAUUACACCGGGAAGACGUAUAAAUCACACCGACUGAAAAAAACUCCACGUCUAACAUCACAGUGUGAGUAACAAUGGACAAACAAUCAGAGAGAAGCUGGGCACCACUCAUCUAAAACCCUCUCCCUACUCAGUCUGACUGACCCCAGUAAACCAGCUGUCCGCGUCUGUUGUCUGAGUGAUUGACGUCUGUCGUCGUUAUGCUGAUUCUAGCGGUGAUUACGGGGAUUAUAAUAUGGCGUAUUGUCAUUUACUGUCAACAGGACAAGGAGGAAGAGACCAAGCCAGUCUCCAUGAGAAUCAAGCUGAAACAGACCGUAAUCAAGUACAAAGUUUAUAUCGCUGUGGGGAGCUGCGUCUCCUCCGUCGUGGGGGGCCUCUGGAUCUAUUUCAUGUACAUCCAUCCGCUCCUCGGGAACGAUCUAGACUUCCACUUCGAGGCCCACUGGGAAAUCGGGCCCCAAGAAUCGUGGGCUGCUCAUUUUGAGAUGUUGACUGCAUCAUCAGAAGUGGAACCCCAGCCCUGUCCACAUUUCUCCCGGGAGAACUUUAUACACAUCAUAGAAACCUUCAACAAUGUAUCCUCGGGGGAAUUCCUACACGACACAAUGGCGAAUGUCAGGGUUUCCCGAGACGCUGGGCUGUUCGGCAUGUACGGCGAUAACGACAGUUUCCCGGUAGUCGUCUUAGAGACUUCUAGUUAUAACUACCGAGCAGUCAGGCACUUCAUACGACACAGAGAACAGGUACUGCUACAAACAUUCCCCAGUCUAAAGAUUCUGGUAUACGACAUGGGGCUCACGUUUCAGCAGAAGUACAAGCUCCUAAACUGUAGUCAGUGCGAGAUCGUGGAGAACCUGCCCGGGGUGCGAGCCUACUAUUGGACACCUCUGUUGAUUUAUCUGUCCCUCCAGAGGUUCCAUUCGGUCAUCUGGCUGGACCCCUCCUCGGACCUCGAUGAUGACACGCUGAAAAACAUACUGGAGAAAACCGAGACCGAAGAAAUUCAGAUCGUGUUGAAGAAGGACCUUCCAACAAAGUGGAGCGAGUCUCGCAUUCUUAAAACUCUGACCAAUCAGCAGAGAGUAUCCUCAUUUGACAUUUUACUGAAGGAUGAUGGGAUUGAGAACCUAGACGACUCCAAUACACAAGAAAUUCCUAUGUCUCAGAUGACCCUUAUUCAGGACAAUUUGUCUUACGGCAGCAAUGAAGCAUGUCUCACUUUAGUGCCAAGCAUUCAAUCUGACGUAAUCUCAAUUAGGCGGAACAAUUUCACCAUGGAAGCUAUUGUACGACCUUGGGUUUUCUGUGCCUUGUCUGGUCAGUGCAUUCCGAGUGAAGACUGUCGACCAUUCUAUUCGUACGAUUAUCAGAUAAAACACCACUGUGACCAAACCGACCACAUUCUGAAACGGAUUCUAGUGUCCCUAUUCAACGACAUGUUCGCUAACUUUUACUUCAAUAAGUAAAAUAGAAAAUAUAUACCUUAUUUACUUCGAAAUAUUUAUUACAAAAAAGCAUCAGACCACACCAUUCACUGGUCUGGACCAGUGUCUUCUUCAGCGUGAGUGUCGGGCAUUUAGUCAUUAAACGUGCGAAACUUCAAAUUACACUUACUGUGUGUGUUUGUGUGUAGGCGGGUGCGGGCGCGUGUGUGAUCAGAUGAACUUUUGCAGUCGAUAUAGUUGAAAUAAAAUAUAAUCCUCAAA
This is a messenger RNA of Ostrea edulis (European flat oyster), 3537 nucleotides long. RefSeq lists its product as uncharacterized. The transcript has 2 exons. Bases 2029 to 3297 code for a protein of 422 amino acids. The record is from RefSeq and is a predicted model, not a curated record. Lineage: Eukaryota; Metazoa; Mollusca; Bivalvia; Ostreida; Ostreidae.